Rhizoctonia solani is the source of this 999-nucleotide messenger RNA. Its product is annotated as Retrotransposon-derived protein PEG10. The coding region runs from base 1 to 999 and encodes 332 amino acids. The transcript has 2 exons. The record is from RefSeq and is a predicted model, not a curated record. NCBI's taxonomy places the organism in Eukaryota, Fungi, Basidiomycota, Agaricomycetes, Cantharellales, Ceratobasidiaceae.
AUGCCAUCUCCAAUAUUCCCUCCACACACUCUGGUGUCCCUCACCCCUACUCACAUCCCUCAAGCCACUCCUCCUAUUGCUCAGUUCCAACCCAUUCCCAACCACCCUCUUGCAGUGCAUCUCCCUCUCCAUGAGACUUGCCCAGAAUGGAACCAGAGCCAACACCUGUUGCUCUCCUCAAGGCUAUCCAAGCCUUAUCCACCCAAGUUGGGGCCCUGCAGGACCAAGUCAAGUCCCAGGGCAAAGUCAUCACCCAGCUCAUUGCCCUAUGCAGGGAGACCAACAACUUUGUCUUGGAUAAGGAUCAAGGAAAGCCUAGCACAACAGCUGGGCCUUCAACCCCCCCCAGGACAGCAAGGAGGUCAAACCAAAACUCCAGGAAUGGUUAGGCCUGGGCACAAAGCCCCUUUCAAACCCCUCAGAAGACCAGGGUUUGUCUACAACUCCAAGGAAGAGGAACCCUGGCCAGAAGAACCCUGCAGGCAAAUCAAAAAAGAGCCUUGCAGCAUGCCUAGGGAUUUGAGGGCCCUUACCCCCUUUGACUCAAGCUCCAAUACAAAACAUCCCAAAAUGGAGCUACCUGACCCCUUUAAGGGCAACACCAGGGCGCAUAAGGCUUUUGACAAGGAUGAGCAGAUGGUUGUAUGGAUCCUCUAUCACAUGGAGGACAAGGCAGCUGAUUGGGCUCUCCCGCUCAUAGGCAACAUUAUCAAGGGAGAAGGGAAUGCCCCUACCACUAUUCCAGGGCUGACAGUCCACUUCAAGGAGGCAUUUGCCAAUCCCAAUGCCAAACAAGCUGCAGCAUGCAAAAUAGCUGCCCUCACCCAGACUGCCUCAAUGGCGGAGUAUGUCACCAAAUUCUGCAACCUAAUUGCAGAACUAGAUUGGAAUGAGGAGGCAUACAUAGCCCAGUUCACACGCAGCCUCCACUGGAAGGUGAAGGAGCUUCUGUCCACAAAGGACAACAUCCCAGACAACCUUGAAGCUGUCAUGCCCUAG